AUUUAUCAGAUUUUUUUAGCGGUACAAUAAUCUUUGGUUCUUAAAAACAAACACCUCUUGAAAUGCAACUUUUUGUCUUGAUUUCUGUUAGUGAAAUCUGAUUGCAAAACUUUCGAUGCUAAUUUUUGACUCACCGUGAAUCAAGGCAGGCCUGCUGUUACCAUGGGCAAUUCUGUGUACUGUGAUUGCGUGCUUUAUAAUUCGCCAAGUUAUCAAAUUCCUGAUAACUGUGUGGAAUUCCAGGAACUGCUCUUAUGUGUUGACGUCGACUGACAACCUGCAGCAUUUACAGGAGAAGAAAGAAGCAUCCAGCUCCAAUAGCCAGUAGCAAAAGCUUGGAGCAUGGAAGGAACCAACAGAUUGAAGCAGGACUCUUGUGCUCACCACUAGGACAGCUCCGAGCUGAUCGUGUGGCAAGCUGAAGAGGAAGCUAAACCGAGGGUGGAGAGGCAGCAGGGCUGUCUUUUCCCAUCAUCCACGGCCUUCCUUUGGCCCUUCUGUAGCACUCAUCAACACCACUGCCCUGUAACACUCAUCAAUCUUUGUGCUGCUUUUCAUUCUGUUGUUGGAGUUGCUCGCUCUCUUCUUAUCUACUUGUCUUUUCAUCUGGCUGGAUUAAUAGGUCAGCAGAAUCUAAGCACCUCAAACCAGUAAAAACCUCUCACUACAGGUCAGUGAAGUGAGCUGUUAAAGUUGUAGAGCUGCCAGCAGAAAGCAAUCAUCCCAAUGCAGAAGCAUAUGUGACUGCAGUACUUCACCAGCCCCCCCAAACCUAGAGUCUGGCUCAGUCCCACAGGUGAUGAGGAGGGCCAGGGGCUUCAUGUCUUUCUAGACUUUCUCUUCUCCACCUUUUGUCUUCAUGCUUUGGGGGUCCUCCAGUGUCCCCGCCCUCUGUCAACCCCCCCGCACCCACCGCCACCACGGCCAGCCACCCCAGUCGCCUCGUUGCCAUGCCGACAGAGACGCUGGCUCCAGCCCUGCCAGAUAGCAAGGCUGCUGGCCCUGCGGCGCCCUUCAGCUCCUCUGUACCCCUUCGCAUCCUCAACAAGGGCCCUGAGUACUUCAGGAGACAGGUGGAGCCGAACCCAAAGCGUCUCAGUGCUGUUGAGAGAUUAGAAGCUGACAAGGCCAAGUAUGUCAAGAGCCAGGAAGUUAUUAAUGCCAAGCAGGAGCCAAUCAAACCACCCGUGCUGGCUAAGCCUCCCGUUGGUCACACCCUUCUGUCGAAGAGAGGCUCUGGGAUUGGUGGAGGAGGAAAUGGAGGUGGAAUACCUUUUAAAGCCUCCAACAACAACGCCAAGUCAGACACGUGUGCAACAAGCAGUGGCAGCAGCAAACGGGAGAAUUUAAACUUGGAGAUCCUAAAAAAUCUGCUAAACUCAUCAUCCUCCUCAGGAGCAGGAUCUGAAGGACUAGGAGGUGGAGCUAAGAGUGCUGUGCUGAUGAGGUCAUCAGGGGGAAUGGCCAGGAGUUGGACGCCAUCUGGGAUGCCCUUAACCUACCGAUCUACAAUGACACUUAAUGAACAACCAUCAGACAUAGCUCCAAGCCCCAGCACCUCACACUCCCUGCGAUCCUUCUCCCAUUCCCUGAAGGUCCCCCCGAUCAACAGCGGGGGGCGUCGCAGUCCACAACAGGGAGCAAACCUCAAUCUCAGCAGACGAGUCCUGGAUGAGAGAGGAGGUGAAGGAGGAGUUAUCGAACGUUCUCGCUCCCCACUACCACCUCUGCUCACCUCCCACUCGUCUUCCGACCUUCUGCGACUGUGUAACGGCAAGCCACUCCGCACAGCACGAUCCAGUAGCUCCUCAGCUCCACCCCUUCCUCCAAAACCUAACCCUGCCUCCCUCCCCCCUCCUGCCCUUUCUUUGUCUUUGCCCCCGACUCGUCCAACUCCAUCUCCCUCCCCCUGUGAUAACACCACUCCUCAAUCGCUACCGUGUGAUUUUGGGUACCCUUCCAAUACAACAGCUGAUCCCAACCUGGAGCUUGAACUUGGUUCAUCUGUGGCUCGUCGCCCCUCACUACACAGAUCUAAAUCAGACCUGUCAGACCGAUACGCCCGGGCUGGAGCUGACGUGGAACGCUUUUUUAACUACUGUGGCCUCGACCCCGAGGAGCUGGAGGGGGUUGGUCCAGAGAACUUUGCGAGAGCGAACUCAGACAUUGUCAGUCUGAACUUCCGAUCAGCUUCUAUGAUCUCCUCCGACUGUGACCGAUCGCGACGAUCUUCCAAUGAUGGGCUAUCGGACGGAGAUGAGGGUGAGGAUGAGGAGGAGGAGGCCGGGGAGCGUGUGCCAUAUGGCAUCUCAGCUGUGGAGCGAAAUGCAAGGGUCAUUAAAUGGCUGUAUAGCAUUAAACAAGCCAGAGAGACACAAAAGGUCUCACAUGUUUAGGAUAAUGGAGGUACUGUAAUAUACAGACAAACUGCCUUGUGUCUCAGAAUUAGUAGGUGGACCAUCAUUUUUCACAGGUUUAGAAACUGUAAUGUUGGGGCUGAACUGCAAAUUUGUCAGAAAUGUGUAGAUGAAUGGAUGGAAGAUGUAACCCAAAUGAGGUAAGAAAACAAAAUGACUGAAAGGACAAAAUAAGGAAAAGGACAUUAAUACUUCUAGGUUUAGAAGAAGAUGAAUACUAACAACAGAGAGGAAUUAAACUUGGACAGUCAUAUGAAUAAAAUGUACUGUCUCAAGAGACAGAGUAACGAGUUAACUGUCUCUCUAUGGACAGUAUAAGCCAACAGACUAAGCCUGUUAGUUUGCUCAAGCAACAAGAACAAGAGCUAAAUGCACUACGAACAUUCAAGGACCCAAAACAUGACCGCCUCACCACAGAGGAAUAAAGGCCUUUCUCACAGAAGAAAUUUUGUCUCAUCAAUCAUAGGUAUGACUGACAUUCCAAUAAAGUGUAGUAUGAUUUCAGACCUCUAAAUCGUUACAUUUCUGAUCUGUUCAGCUCAUCUUCCUGUAUAGGAAUAUGAUAGCUAACUAGCUGUCUCUUUAACAAAACAAAAAACUAACAUGACAACAGAUUGUUGUAAAUUGAACUAAAAUACUCAGACUGACUGGAAAUCCACACUGAAAAGUAAAACGUGAGCAUAAAUGCUUUUGAAAUGUUCUGUCUGUUUAAUUUGCUGUGUCUCCUGGAGAGCUCUGCAGUCAUCCGCUACUCCAACUGUCUCCACAUGGCUGAAGGCAGACAUUUAUGGAAUAACAGCUGUUUCAUAUGGACUACACAGAAUUGUUGUGUCUCAGUCAGACAUUACAGAAACACUGUAGUUCACUCAACAACAAAAAAGAAUGAAACUGACAGUUAAAACAAAAAAGCAUGUAGGGUAGGUGAGCCACUCCUCAUGUGGGUCAUGAAGUUAGUGUGGAUGGGUAGAUGUGAUUAAGCGAAUCUGCAAUAAGUCUGAGGAGUGAUGGAUACCUGAAAACACUAAAAGCACUUUCUUGGAUCAAUAGCAGGACUGAUACAAAAAAUUUAAAUAUAUAAUUAAAACAGUUACCAACUAACAAGUUAUUUUCAAUGCACCUGAAUGCAGCCCGUGUAUCCUAAUCCUAAAUCAUGUUGUAGGACGAAUGUGGUACUGUUUAUUCACAGUGCUUCCACUGCCUCUCUGAGUGACCAGCUAACAGCUAACUUCAUGUUGUGGUAAUAUUACUGUAAGGGUUUUAUUGACAGUUUUUAUUUUUCGGGAGUGAUGAUCUGCACAUCACAACUCUCUACUUUCCUUCAUUUUACUUUAGCAAAAAAAGCAAUAGCCUAGUUCAUAGCAACACAGGGAUUGUAAUGUAGCCAAAUGACAGUGAUGUUCACAACAACUCUGCUGAUGUACAACGCCUGUUGCUAUUUCCUAUGAACAGUAUUUUAUUUAUUUUUUAUUUUUUUAAAAGGUGACAAUCUCUAUCGACUUCUUGCAAAGUUAAGGCCUUAUAACAGCUGCUACCAUUGAUACAUUUGCUACUGAUUGGUCAAGGCAAAAACUUAAAAUGGUAUUUCAGUCUGACUGUAAGGUUUAUUAAAUAUUUUAGUUCUUUUAGUUUGUUAAUUUUUUGAGCUCAUCUCGGUCGAAAUGUCAAAAUGUCUGCUGUGAGAAAGGCCAUUAUCAUACUGUUGGUGUUGACGAAACAAACUUUGGAAAAGGUGCUGACAUCUUUGCAAAACAGAUAUGAACUCUUUGUAAAAGUAUUAAGUCGGAGAUGCUGGUACGCUGUGCGACCAUAUUGACGUCAGCUCAGUGAAGUUACUUGAUAUUUGUAAUAGAUGACUGUUAAAGGAAUUAUGGAUUAAUUGAGUGCUAGUGGAGGCUAUCAAUGAAUCAAGUUGUUAACCAUGACAUUGCAAAAUGUUCAGGAACCUACAUGGUGGUACGCUAGCCUUUGCUAAGCUUUAGGUUGUGCUAAGCUAAAUAUUGUGCUAAAUGAAGGUCUUGGUGUGUGUAAUGAGUGAAAGAUGAAGGAAACAGAAUUACACCCAGUAGCUGGGUGGAUACACACAUAAUAUAAAAUAUAGUCUUACGAGCAUACAGCAUUAAGGUUACACUAUCAUAUUAGGCUGGUUUUUGCCUUUAUUGUCAGAUUUAUCAUCAACCCAUUCAUUUCACUGGAGAGCUUUAGUGUCCAAAGAUAGGAUGUGGUUAUUUGGAGGCUGUUGCACACUGACAAAAACCCUGGCAUUUGUUAUUGAAAUAGAAAUGUGGUCAAAUGAUUAACUUGAACGGUGCAACACAUCAUUAAUGGCACUGGCUUAAGAUGCUCUAAAACAUGACCUUUAUGAUUCAGGUUGAAUUCUGAUGUGUUUAGGCUGUUGUGAUCAGUGCCAUUCAAACUCAAGACCAGCUGCAGAUCAAAGAAAUGCACCAAGACAGCCUAGGUGUUCUCAGUCAGCUUCCAAUCAGACUUUGUGGUUCCCUUUUGGUUUACGCAUGUGGUAGUACGUAUUUGGUUUUAACAGGAAUUUAAAAAAUAAACUACUGUUAAAUGUAUAUGGUACAUACACUAUCGUUCAGAAGUUUGGGGUCACUUAGAAAUGUCCUUAUUUUUGAAAGGAGCAUUUUUUUCAAUAACGAUAGCAUUAAAUGAAUCAUAAAUACAGUCUAGACAUUGUUAAUGUGGUAAAUGACUAUUCUAGCUGGAAACAGCUGAUUUUUAAUGGAAUAUCUCCAUAGGGGUACAGAGGAACAUUUCCAGCAACCAUCACUCCUGUGUUCUAAUGCUACAUUGUGUUAGCUAAUGGUGUUGAAAGGCUAAUUGAUGAUUAGAAAACCUUGUGAAAUUAUGUUAGCACAUGAAUCAAAGUGUGAGUUUUCAUGGAAAACAUGAAAUUGUAUGGGUGACCCCAAACUUUUGAACGGUUUUGUAUGCCUUUUCAACAAGUUCACAUCAAUGAUCUUUUACUUUAAGCAUUUAAAUUUUGUUGAACUUUUAUCUCACCGGGUUGCUGAGUGGAUGCUAGUUAGCCAAUCUUGUGGACAUUAGUGUGUCCCACUGUACAGUACUUUUUAUUUAAAGAGAAAAGAUUUUAUUUAUUUAACAGUUGUGAGUUGAAAGUGUGUAAUUUUCAAAUUGCAAGAACCAUCAUUUUUUGUGUGUUUUAAAUCAGGAAGGUCAGGGAUGUCCAAUCAAAAGAGCAGCUGUUGCUGUUAGGUUUAGUCAGCUGUAAUUGUAAAGACCUGCUUGUUAGUUCAGUGAGUCUGGCAAACUACUGCAGGAAAUUCUCACCUGCUAUCUUGUGAGUGUACUUUCUGCAUGCUGUAUUUUGUAUGUAAGAUAGUAUUCUUCUAUAAUUUUGAUAGAGAUUUGAGAGCAAGUUUAGUCUUAAUGCUCUUCAAAAGGACAGCACUUGAACACAGUGCACAGAAUUUUCUGUGUAAAUAAUCUGUGCCAUAGUGCCAUUGCAUUUUCAAAUACAAACAGGUGUGUCUUCAUUUUAUGGGUCAAGUUCUAGUAGUGAUAAAUGAUCGGGCUCUUCAAACUCACGGAAGCAAGAAUAAUUAAUUCCCUCAUCCAUAAAAAAGUGCACACACUCCUGCUCCUCAUUUCUACCUGUCCACUAUACAUGAGAUUGGCUUAAAGUCUCAACUAAAAAAUGCUUAUGACCAAUUAAAUGCUCAGUCACUGUUUUUUUUUUUACUUCAAUGCAAACCGAAAAGAAACAGUGAAAUGUCUUACAUCCAGACAGGUGACAAAUUAAACAAAAACCGAUAAUAACAUGUCUCAGUAAGGGUUUUGGUCACAACCUGAAUGUGCCUUGCUUGGUUGAUGGUGAUGGAGAACACUGUCUAGCAGGUUGGUCCAUAAUCUCCCAUAAAUUCUCAGUUGGGUUGAGAUCUGGUGACAGUAAAGAUCGUAACAUAUGAUUCACAUCAUUUUCAUACCCAUCAAAUCAUUCUGUGACCCCAUGUGCCCUAUGCAUGAGGGCAGUGUCAUCCUGGAAGAGACCACUCCCAUUUGAAUAGAAAUAUUUCAUCACAGGAUUAAGAUAAUCAGAAGAGUUUUGUAUUGAUGUGCAGUGACCGUUUCCUCUAACAGGACAUGUCUCCUACCGUAUAACAGAGCCAGGGGUUUGAGUCUUUCUUUAUUUUGUCACCUGACUGUAUAUCCACAGUUUAGAAUUUACGAAAAUGUUAAAGAAGCAGAAUUUCCAGAGUAUGUCAGUGAUAGCACUGGACACUAAAGCUCUCCUCUUAAAACGGUGUCAGUCAAAGUCUCAUUAUGCAGUCCACCAGGCACUAUAAAUCUACACUGAAAGCAAUAUUAAUGAUAUAGCGACAUAUUACAGCACAAUAUAGUGUAGGAAGGUGGAUGGGAGAGUGUGAUCUUGUAUGUCAGCGUUUAUGGUUGUGUAUGCUGAUUGCCUCCUCCAGUCCCACACACACAGAAGGAACCCCAGCAGUGCUUCUGCAUUACGUCAAAGAACACUACAGGCUGCGCUCAUGAUGAACAAGCUUGUGGAUGCUCUGCUUUCUCUCUCGCCACAUCUUUGUCUGUCUCAGUCCUCAAAAGCAAGCCACAGGAAUCCUGUUGCUUAAUUCCUGUCUUCUUCCCGAUACUGAAUGAGGAUGGAUUACCAAGUUUGCCUCCGCCCUCAUCCACUGUGUACAUAUCUGCAAGUUGCUGACGUGAUUCAAGGCCCGAAGCCAUAUAGAUGAGAAAACAGCUUCUCCAUCAGCAGCUACCAGCUGUCAGUGUGUGUGUCUACCCCUCCACCUCCCUUUACCUCACCUUUAAUCUGCUGCAGGUCUGGGCCAGUGUGUCCAACAACGGCAACAACCCUGCUGGCUUCACUUUACUUCACACCAAGGACCAGACAAUAUUGCUGGCAUGGUUGAACCACCACCGAGGCAAGUUUUGUCUAUUUUGGAAUGAACAUGAAAACAUUAUGGUGUGUAGAGAAGAGCUGAAUGAGAUGACCCAGUAGUAGUUUAAUGUUGAGUCCUCAGAGAGUUUUCCAAUUCCAAAAAUUAAGGACAAUUGCAACCAAAGAACACUGACGACGUAUUAAAAUCUGAAUGCUCAUCAGUAAUAGAAAUUAAAGUAUAUGGAUUUACAUUUGGGUUUUCUUCAAAUAUGUUGCAGUGCUCAUAAUGUACGAUUCAGUACCUGUAUAGCUGAAAUGAUAGACAAAAGUGUUGUUUUAACUCUUCUAAGGCACAUCUAAGAAACAGGUUACUUGACUGUGCAUGUACACUACCAGUCAAAGGUUUAAGAACACCCCAGUUUUUCCAGUUUUUUUUAACUGAAAAUUAUGCAAUUCAAUUUCUCUGAAAUGAAAGCAUAGAAAAACAAACAAUUGAAGUUUAAAAAGAAAUCAUGGAAUCAAUUUAUAAACCGCAAUGUAUUCUAAAUUUUUGACUCCUCAAAGUAGCCACCUUUGGCAGAUAUAACAGCUGAACACACUUGUGGCAUUCCUUACACAAUGGAAAUCAAAUAUUCUUCAGAAAGUUCUUCCCAACUCUGUUGCAGAAGUUCCCAUAAGUUUACCCCAGUUUCUGAGUGCCUUUUGAUGUUGAAGAAAACUGUACUCACUGACACCUUAAUUGACUUUCUUUACAAUUUCUCUGUAGGAAAGACCUACAUUUUUAAGUGUUAUGAUGGUCUGUCUCUCUUCUAUUGCUAAUUGCCUUUUCCUCACCAUUUUUAUAGCAACACACUACUUUCUGCUGUACAAUACAGUUCAAAUCAUGCUCUGGAGGGUAUGGUACCACACUGUGUUCCAGCACUACUUUUAUGCAGACAGAGGGGGUUGUAAGUCAUCAAGAAAAGUUGGGACACCUGUAGGAUUUGGUAGCAUCAACUUUCAAGGCUUGGUCAACCUCCAUUGCUGCAGGACAACUUUAAGUUGUUAAUCCAUUUCUUGUUCCAUGAAAAAAAGCCUUUUUGAAUAAUUCUGAAGUGAGCAUUAUUUUUCAGUUUUGGGUAACCUUUUAUUUAACCUCUGGUAGUUCACCUCUUACCUUUGUACAGUUUCAAGCUAUUCAUUUGACUUGAACUAUUUGAAUUUCUAUUUUUUUUUUUUUUUUUUUAAAAACUGAAAUAUUGGGGUGUUCUACAACUUUUGACUAGUAGUGUAUGUACUUACUGGACUGAAGCUAUAACCAAUAACGCAUCAUUUAGUAAUUCCCCUUUUUAUUGGAAAGUAACUUUUGUCUGCUUGCCUUCAAUUCCAGGCUUAGCAGCCCUGACCCACACACCUGUUGUUGUGUGGACCUUAUUAUUUUUUAGAAAUGUGUGACCCUGUGUUUAAUAUCACUCAGACAAACUAAAGCAGCAUGCAUGCACACAAGACAUAUUGUUCUCUACAACUGUGAAAAGCACAAUCUCUGAAGUCACAUGAGUUAAAUGCAGGUUAGUUUACCACUCAAACCAAAAGGGAUUAAACCCUUUGAAACAGCAUUUGGCUCAUGCAACACCAAAACUCUGGAAGAUUAAAUGACAGGUUAGUGAAGCCUCAGUAUGCUUCAAAACAAAGUCCUCUUCAAGUCCUGCAACAGCGUCUGAAAUCUCAUGUCCAACCCUGUAAACAGAAAUGUGCCUGGCAGGUUUUAUUUUUACAUUUAUAAGGCAGGCUAAAUCGAUGGGUUAGAAAUAUGUACAAAAUAAUUACUGUGACCGAUGCUAAGUAAUAGUUUGACAUACAUUGGGGCAUGUGAAUAUUGUGUCUAGAAAAUCCAAACUAGUCCUUCAAAAACACUAAACGUAUUGUUCCCAAACUGUCAUGAAAUGCUUCUACAAUCAUUAUUAUUCUCCUGACAAUGGUUUAUUGGAUUCCUGCACACAGUAAUCACAGACCCAUGUUCACGAACAAACUGACAUUGACAAAAAAGCAUAUGAGGUGUAAGAAGUUUUAGCUUUUAAUACAUCCCAUUUUCUUCCUAAAUAAGACUAGAGUUGAAGUGAAGUGAAGUGAAGCCAGCUGGGAAAGACCUUUCCCAGUGUCCUCGCUCUGAGCUCAGGGCUGUGCUUGCAUGUUCCCAACCUCUCAUUCUCCUGUGUCUUCCCAGUGUCCUCUCUGGAACCCUGGAGAUCCUGCUGCUUCUCACUGUCAGCAUUAAUAAAGAUGAUAUAGAACUGUUCUGGCAGCACCAUCAUACUUGACUUUCAUUUCUGUGUACAUGGUAUAUGUUUUUCUUUUUAAAUCUUUGACAGAGUUCUUCUGUGGUUCUUGUUGCUUUAUUUUCUGUUCUAUGUGUAAAUGCUGUAAGAAAAAUGGAAAAAUGUAUAUAUUUGAUUUAAAAAAAAAAAAAAAAAAAGCAAUGUGUUGGAUUUCAGUUUUUCUCUGUCUGAAGGUUUAUGGUUACAAAAGAUUAUGAACAAAGAACUGCUGUUUUGCUCUUUGCCCGCAGUACCGAACCGUCUGAUCGAACUGGGCACGAUUGUUUCAGAGACUUAAGUGUUGACCGUAUUUUUCACCGUGGAAACCGUUAGCUUUUGCUUGAUUCAAAAAAACAACAAAAUACUGUUCAUGUUAAGUUUCUUUUGCAUUAUUUCAAUAAAUGGCUUCUUUUGCCAUCUCUU
This is a messenger RNA of Amphiprion ocellaris (clown anemonefish), 10019 nucleotides long. It is a transcript of the gene fam110b, whose product is annotated as family with sequence similarity 110 member B. The record is from RefSeq and is a predicted model, not a curated record. NCBI's taxonomy places the organism in Eukaryota, Metazoa, Chordata, Actinopteri, Pomacentridae. Bases 951 to 2396 code for a protein of 481 amino acids. The transcript has 5 exons.